Molecule: messenger RNA, 2431 nt
Organism: Melanotaenia boesemani (Boeseman's rainbowfish)
Lineage: Eukaryota; Metazoa; Chordata; Actinopteri; Atheriniformes; Melanotaeniidae
Gene: phactr3a
Product: phosphatase and actin regulator 3a
Exons: 12
Coding region: 196-1833 (545 amino acids)
Biological process (GO): actin cytoskeleton organization; tRNA aminoacylation for protein translation
Molecular function (GO): actin binding; ATP binding; aminoacyl-tRNA ligase activity
Source: RefSeq, a predicted model, not a curated record
CGCGCGCGGAUGCACACACAAACACACACAUGCGCGCGCGGAAUUUCAGCUCAGCCAUGGCUCCCUGGUAGAUGCUCAAAGCGGCUGUUGUCAGAGCGAAUUAAAUCUACCCUCGCUCGCUUGCUUUCCUCCUGACCUUGCCUGCCUCCGGUUGGGGUUUCAAUAUUUUAUUUAGGAUUCCUGCGCUGUCUCCCCAUGGCUACAUCGGAUGGACUAGACGGCUGUCUGCAACGAGGCAGAUCUCAAAGUGACCCGAACAUACUCACCGAACCGGGCAUCGAUUUAGCUCACGGCACAGUAGAGCUAGUGGAACAGCAGAGGGUGCUCAGGACAGGCUGCUUGGUGACAGGGGUUCACACUCCACCCAUCCGACGUAACAGCAAGCUGGCCACUCUGGGGCGAAUUUUCAAGCCUUGGAAAUGGAGGAAAAAGAAAAAUGAUAAACUCAAGCAGAGUUCCACAGAUGUAGCAUUGUCCAGUGGACUUCUGUGCCACGACCCCACCUCUCCCACCCAAGGCUGCUGUUCAGAUGGUGGAGUCUUACUUGGAGGAUUUGGGGGCCCUUUGAAUUCAAACCUCACAGUCAGCAGUGUGGAAUAUCUUGGUCCUGAGGAGGAACAUCUCCCUUCAGCAGCUGUCCUUCUCCAGGAUUGUGAACAGGUGGAAGAGAAUGUACCGCUACCGGUAGAGGAGGGAGAGGAGGAGUUUCACCCUGCUAGUGAUCUACCUGAGGGACUGCAGGAAACAGGAGAACAAACAGAAGAGAGAUCAGCGGAGGAGAUUCCUCCAGGAACAUCCCCACCACAAGUACCUCCAAAACUUUUGCCCCAGCUGAGUACUGUAGAAGAUUCAGGACCUGCGUCGCUCCCUGCUCACCUGCCCAACUCCUACCUCCCUAAGGAGCCUCCACCCAGGGCCACAGAAAGUCUAGCUUCAAUAACGCUGACGCUUAGAGGGCCCCUGGGCAACCCCUCAGGGUCUCCACACCUAGGCAAUAUGAUACACCCUCCCAUGCCCCCCAGCUGCAUUAUGGAGGAACUGCAAAGAGCCUUCGCUUCCAAGAACAGACAGGAGAAUGUCCAUGAAGGGUGUGAGCAGGGCUCAUCUCCUCGAUUGUGGUGUUCCGAUGGACGGCUCUCUCGUUCCUGCAGUUCGGAUAACCAACACAUGUCGUCUUUGGGGGGCGGGUGUGGGGGAGUUGGCGGGUCCGACUGGCCCAAGAAGGAAGCAGAAGAGAACAAGGAGAACGUACGGCUGGACCAGUGCUUCUCCAACACAUCAGGCCUCCCCUUUGACCUGGAGGGCUGGAAUGAGUCAGUCAUUUCUGGAACGCUUCCUCGCAGGCUAAGGAAGGAGUUGCUGGCUGUAAAGCUACGAAACAGGCCUAGCAAGCAGGAACUGGAGGAUAGGAAUAUCUUCCCAGCAAGGAGCGAUCAGGAGCGGCAGGAGAUUCGCCAGCAGAUUGAGAUGAAACUUGCCAAGAGGCUGAGCCAGAGGCCGAAUGUGGAGGAGCUGGAAAGUCGGAAUAUUUUGAAACAGAGAAAUGAUCAGACAGAGCAGGAGGAGAGAAGGGAGAUCAAACAGCGGCUAAACAGAAAGCUCAACCAGCGGCCAACAGUAGAUGAACUCCGGGACAGAAAGAUUCUGAUCCGCUUCAGUGACUAUGUGGAAGUGGCCAAAGCUCAGGACUAUGACAGGAGAGCAGACAAGCCCUGGACCCGGCUCUCAGCAGCAGACAAGGCUGCAAUCCGAAAAGAGCUGAACGAGUUCAAGAGCACGGAGAUGGAAGUGCACGCCUCAAGCAAACACCUAACGAGGUUCCACCGACCGUGAAAGUGGGUUUCUUCUGUGAAGAAAUGCUGAGCUUAGAAAUCUCCUGAAGCUGCUAGAUGCUGCUCAGUGGUGACAGUUUAAAGAGCCUGGAGCCUUUUUGUCUUCAGAGUGUCUUUAAUUUUCUUCCAGCACCCUCAUAUUACCGGUAUGAAGGAAUGGGUGUAGGAGAAAAGAUGAUGGUGAUGUUUGCAGCAGUGUGUCCUGGAGACUACUGGAUGCAACACGGAAAGUGGCAGGUCAAAAAAAACUUUGAUGGAGCCUUUGACCCUCAGGACAAGAGUGGAGGAGAAAACAAUCUUGUCCUUCAGUCAUCAUUGUUUUUCUAUUUGUACUAAUUCAUGGACUUCUUUGACAAAGCGGUGUGACUCCGUAUAGAGAAGAAGUUGCGCAUGUGACCAGCUUCACCUUUUCUUAACUGAUGAAUAAUGUGUCACUUUGACUGUGUACAGACAGCAGUCUGGGGAAGUAUUGUUGGGGAGGAAUUUGAUAUUAACUGUACAUACAGUAUGUCAGUCAGAAUGGGACCGUCAAUGUCUUCACUGAAAAGAGAAAUACCUUUGUAAGCACUACUUGUCAUCGAAAUACAUCUUUUUUUAAA